CUCUUCGUUUACUGAAUUCCAACAAUUCGCCGUUUUCUGGUCGUGUUGAAGUGCUUUACAGAGGUACAUGGGGAACCAUUUGCGGCCACUAUUGGGACUUGCAAGAUGCUGAUGUUGUUUGUCGCCAGCUUGGUUAUGAUGGAGCCAUAUCAGCGCCUAAAAAUGCAGUAUUUGGACAAGGAAUUGGUCCGAUAUGGCUUGAUAACGUCCAAUGUGUGGGGAAUGAGACAUCCAUAACACAGUGCAAUCACAGAGGAUGGGGAGUUGAAAACUGUAGGCAUAAUCAAGACGCCGGUGUGGUGUGCCGACCAUCAGACGAAAGUCGAGCUCAAGCAUUGCAGUGUCCUAGCUUAGUAACUGAAGGAAGUAGCGUACAUCUUCAGUGUAUUGCUAUUGGUAAUCCUCCUCCGAAUAUUACAUGGAUAUGGAAAGGUACAGGAGAUGUUCUUGGCGGCAAUGAGCAGCUUAUUUUGUUCGAUGUUCAUCGCAACCAAGCGGGGACUUAUCAGUGCCAUGCAUGGAAUGGAAUAGGAAAUGGUUCCAUAAGUACCUGUCGCUUGGAUGUAUUGC
Stylophora pistillata is the source of this 570-nucleotide messenger RNA. Its product is annotated as scavenger receptor cysteine-rich domain-containing protein DMBT1-like. Lineage: Eukaryota; Metazoa; Cnidaria; Anthozoa; Scleractinia; Pocilloporidae. The record is from RefSeq and is a predicted model, not a curated record. Gene Ontology annotation, cellular component: membrane. Gene Ontology annotation, molecular function: protein binding.